GUCACUUCCUGCCGGGCUGCGGGCGCCGGAGCGGCUCUUCAGCGUUUGCGCCCGCGGUGGCCGCGUCAGAUUCGGCUCCCCCUUCCUCCGGACUCCCCCCCGGCCCGGCGGCGCCCGCCUCCUCCGCGGCCACUCCGCCUCUUCCCUCCCGCCGUCCCUUCCUCCUCUCCCUCCUUCCUUCCUUCCUUCUCCCCCUCCUUGUCGCUCGCCGCCCAGGACCGCCGUUCGGGGGACAAGCUCCAGGCAGCAGCCAGGGAUUUUCUAACCACAUAAUCUCUCAGACAUAAACCACAACAACAUUGUUCCUGGAACACCUCUCUUUUUAAGGUAGAACUUUAGACUUCAUAGCACUGAAUUAACCUGCACUGAAAGCUGUUUACCUGCAGUUGUUCACUUUUGUUGAAAGUGACCAUGUCUCAAGUUCAAGUGCAAGUUCAGAACCCAUCUGCUGCUCUCUCAGGGAGCCAAAUACUGAACAAGAACCAGUCUCUUCUCUCACAGCCUUUGAUGAGUAUUCCUUCUACUACUAGCUCUCUGCCCUCUGAAAAUGCAGGUAGACCUAUUCAAAACUCUGCUUUACCCUCUGCAUCUAUUACACCCAUCAUUGCAGCUGCAGUUCCUUCUAGCAUGGCACACCCCAAAGAGAAAACCCCAAUGUGUCUUGUGAAUGAGUUAGCCCGUUUCAACAAGAUUCAGCCUGAGUAUAAGCUUUUGCGUGAGCAAGGUCCAGCUCACUGUAAGGUGUUUACAGUACAGCUAACACUUGGAGAUCAGCGCUGGGAAGCUGAAGGAACUAGUAUUAAAAAAGCCCAACACACAGCUGCUGCCAAAGCUUUGGAAGGAACAAAAUUUCCUAAACCCAUAGUCCGCCCUUUUCAUAGCGAAGGAAGGAAUCCAGACAGCAUAACCCCUACUGUAGAGCUAAAUGCACUGUGCAUGAAACUUGGAAAAAAACCAAUGUAUAAGCCUGUUGACCCAUAUUCUCGGAUGCAAUCCACCUAUAACUACAACAUGAGAGGAGGUGCUUAUCCCCCCAGGUACUUUUACCCAUUUCCAGUACCACCCUUACUUUAUCAAGUCGAACUCUCUGUGGGAGGACAGCAGUUUAAUGGGAAAGGAAAGACAAGACAAGCUGCAAAACACGAUGCUGCUGCCAAAGCUUUGAGAAUCCUGCAGAAUGAGCCCCCGCCCGAGAGGCUGGAGGUGAAUGGAAGAGAAUCAGAGGAAGAAAAUCUCAAUAAAUCUGAAAUAAGUCAAGUGUUUGAGAUUGCACUUAAACGGAACUUGCCUGUGAAUUUUGAGUCUUUCCCUCUAAAACAGGUCGCCCGGGAGACUGGCCCACCCCACAUGAAGAGCUUUGUGACCAAGGUGUCCGUUGGGGAGUUUGUGAGGGAAGGCGAAGGGAAGAGCAAGAAGAUUUCAAAGAAAAACGCUGCUAUAGCUAUUCUUGAGGAGUUGAAGAAGUUACCACCUCUGCCUGUAGUUGAACAACGGGUGAAGCCCCGAAUCAAAAAGAAAACAAAGCCAAUAGUCAGGGUACAAAGCGGCCCAGAACAUGGCCAGGUGAUGAACCCUAUUAGCAGACUGGCCCAGAUCCAACAGGCGAAAAAGGAGAAGGAGCCGGAGUACAUGCUUCUCACAGAGCGAGGCCUCCCGCGCCGCAGGGAGUUUGUGAUGCAGGUGAAGGUUGGAAAUCACACGGCAGAGGGAACAGGCACCAAUAAGAAGGUGGCAAAACGCAACGCAGCUGAGAACAUGCUGGAGAUUCUUGGUUUCAAAGUCCCUCAGGCUCAGCCCACCAAACCAGCCCUCAAAUCAGAAGAGAAGACACCCGUAAAGAAACCAGGGGAUGGAAGAAAAGUAACCUUUUUUGAGCCUGCCUCUGGGGAUGAAAAUGGGACUAGCAAUAAAGAGGACGAAUUUAGGAUGCCUUACCUUAGUCAUCAGCAGCUGCCCGCUGGAAUUCUUCCUAUGGUGCCUGAGGUGGCCCAGGCCGUAGGAGUCAGUCAAGGACAUCACACCAAAGAUUUUCCCCGGGCAGCUCCGAAUCCUGCCAAGGCCACAGUAACUGCCAUGAUAGCCCGUGAAUUGUUGUAUGGGGGCACCUCGCCCACAGCUGAGACCAUUUUAAAGAAUAAUAUUUCUUCAGGCCACGUACCCCAUGGACCUCUCACAAGACCCUCUGAGCAGUUGGAUUAUCUUUCCAGAGUCCAGGGAUUCCAGGUUGAAUACAAAGACUUCCCCAAAAACAACAAGAACGAGUUUGUAUCUCUUAUCAAUUGCUCCUCUCAGCCACCUCUGAUCAGCCACGGUAUCGGAAAGGAUUUGGAGUCCUGCCAUGACAUGGUGUGGGAGGUGCUGAACCCCUUCUGGCCAUGAACCAUUGUAAAAUCCCCAACAUAUACUGAAAAUACUGAAAUUGCUUUGAAAAUUUGGAAUUUCUGAUACCUCCAGUGGGCCGAGAGACAUGAUGGGUAAAGAGCUGGAGACAGCAGUGGUGACGAAGGCGGCAACGCAAGGAGGUGCCAUGGCUGUGUUCAUGUGUGCUGUGGUUUGUCCUCACACAGCAGCAGCUGCUGCAGGGGAGGGAAGAUGGGCCCUGCCAAGCAGCCCUGGCUCAAUUGGAAACCAGCAGGUCUAUGCCCAGGCACCUCAUUGCUUGGUUUUGAGGUGCAUUUUUGUAUUUUUUUGCUGUGUGAAAGAAGAAAAAGAAAGCAGAAAGCGAGACUCCUUUUCAAACUGGCUCACUCAAACACUGGGACAAAUCCUGGACACCUACGCCAGAGAGAGGCCUUGGCUGAAAGCACCAGAGAAAAAUCAAAUGCUUCCUACUCGGCACAAACUAACCUUCUAGCGUGCUGGCCCAUCACCUCCUGUGGUACCGACACCAUCACCAUCACCACUGCUUUCUUUUCCAAAAGAGAUACACGUACAUAUUCUGUUUCAUUCUUUCCAUUGAAAUGACACUAUAUAAAUUUUCAUUUGAGUUUCUCAGUUGUAUCUAGUUACAUAGCACAGUUUAGAAACUUUUCUGAGACUGACUUUAUCAAUAAUCUAACCGGCAGAUUAAAUCCAUGUGUACAUUGUUAUACAUUUUUAUUUUAUUGGACUAACCCAGGACCAUUUCAGUGAAGCAAAUUGUGUGCCCUCUGGUUUAGCUGAAACAGUCCUGGACUUCUCAGAAAUCUUGAUGAAGUCUCCCACAGUUGUAUAAAUUGGACAAUUUAGGAAUUUUAAACUUUAAACGAUCAUUUGGUUCCUUUGCUAUUUCAUUUUUAAUGCAACAGGACUUAAAUGAACUUCGAUCUUUGUUUUAAAGGUUAUUAAAAUUGUGUGUAUAUACAUAUGGCUCUUGAGGACACAUAGCUCUCACUACACUACAGGAUAUGAUCUCCAUGUAGUACAUGUAGAACUGCAGAUUGGUUUUUCUGAGUGCUUUAUACUGUUGAGUACAUCUCCAUGUAGGGCUGAAAAGAAUGACCUAUGUUUAUUUCGAAAACUGUUGCUUUUGAUGUUGUUACUGGGCACAGAAAUGUGUGCGGUAAGGUCCUGCACAUGGUCCAGAUGGAAAGCACGGUAGCUUGCAAGUUAAGUACUGCUUUGAUUCAUUGUUUACGCUGGAAUUUUUCUUCCCAUGGAAUGUAAGUAAAACUUAGUGUUUGUCACCAAUAAAUGAUAAGACUAAAUCUUUUUUGUUAAUUUAUUCUCAAAUGUCACUACUGCUAGUACUCCCAACCUGCCCCCUAUCCUUUUUUUAAGGGAAAAAAGAAAACUUUGUAAUGCUUGUGAUUCCAUUUGGGCAAAUUCUGAAGAUCUGAAAUAACUUUAUAUUAAACCGUUGAUCAAUAAACAGCUACUAAUAAA
This is a messenger RNA of Pipistrellus kuhlii (Kuhl's pipistrelle), 3864 nucleotides long. RefSeq names its product staufen double-stranded RNA binding protein 1 (gene STAU1). The transcript is spliced from 15 exons. The coding region runs from base 412 to 2379 and encodes 655 amino acids. Lineage: Eukaryota; Metazoa; Chordata; Mammalia; Chiroptera; Vespertilionidae. The record is from RefSeq and is a predicted model, not a curated record.